AUGAGAAGAGCAUCAUUCACGGGUAUAUCAAGCGGUGGAGGUCCUAACGAACCUUUGAUCGUGGUAGAAGAAAGUGAUGGAAUUGCAGAAGAAGAAGAAGAUGAUUCGAAAUCCUCUCCACCGGAUACAUCAACAAUAAAUCAAUAUUUACUAACGCCAUGGCGAGACACGAGAAAAAGAUCAUUACCGACUCCAUCUUGUACUUCCGGUAUAACUGCAAGUCAGGUUCGAAGAUUAUCGGAAAGAGGAGGAGAAGGAUCUGGUCCGACUCCCAUAGAGCAAGCUUUUUUGGCAACGUUGUCACAGGCACCGACUCCUAUGCCAGGUACGAGAAGGCAUUCGGUUGUCACGAUAUCCAAAGCGCCUCAUUUGCCUUCACUGUUUGGCCGAAAUCGAAGAGAAUCAAUUGCUGCUUUUGGUUCGGGAUUACCAGGUUUACCACUUCGUCGGGAUUCUGUCAUAAGUCAAACCCGAGGAUCUUUAACGAGUAUAAAUAGUAGCGGAAGUUCAUUUAACCUUCAUUUAGAUAUAAUGGAUGACAUAACGGAAGCAAAAGCGAAAGCGAAAGAAAGGAGAAAAAUGAGUCGGACGCAAAGUAAAGAUUUCCAAGAGGAAAAUGAUUCGUCGGCCGACAUUUUGAAACCGACGACGUCAAAACCUUUAGAUGGUAAAAAAAAAGAUUUGGAUUUGUCAAAUUUGAUGAGAUCGGGUUCGACGAAACGAUCACCGGGUCCUGGAAUCGUUUGCACAAAUACGGAUUUAAUAUCGAUUAUGUCACCGUUGACGUCUUCUGCUCAAGAGAUAUGUGGAAUUGGUGAAAAAGAUGUUCCGACAUUGAUAACAAAUCCAAAUACAGGAUCGCCAACUACGCAACAAAAAACCAUAUUGGAUAAAAAAAGGAAAUUAUUUAAAGAUAGAUCGAAUAGUUUCGACGUGGGUUCGUCACCCGGUACCAUAUUGGGUCCGGCAAGUUGGUUUGUUAAAAGACAUCAACCCAUAGCGAAAAAAGGAGACGUGGAAAAAGAAAAAAGUCAAAUAUUAGUCACGUUCACCGAUGAAAAACAAAAAGUACACACGAGUUUGGUUAAUAAACAACCGGAAAGAACAAAAUCAUUUAAAUUAAACGAUAGUAAAAAAUCAUCAUCAUCAUCAUCGUCUACGACCACGUCGACAGGAAGUAGUAAUCAGGAUAGAGUAAAUCAAGUCGUUUGGGACAAUCGUAGUGGAUCCCUUGUAGAUCCACAUUUGAUAGGAAGUGCUAUUGAAGUUUUUUUAAAUAAGAAAACAAGUAAUAAUAACGAACAACCGACUUCGCCGAUAACAAAAUCUCCAGUACAAGUAAAAGAAACGAUAACUAAUCCCGCCACGACACCGCCAUCUAAAAGUUGGUUCAAUUCUGAUAAAGAAACUUCCGGUGGUGGUGAUGGCAGUGGUGCCAAUACAGAAUCCGCAACGGAAACUUGUGAUACAUCAAUUUGUUCGACGUUAAAAGAUUUAUUCGUUAAAUGA
Pediculus humanus corporis (human body louse) is the source of this 1509-nucleotide messenger RNA. RefSeq lists its product as uncharacterized. Lineage: Eukaryota; Metazoa; Arthropoda; Insecta; Psocodea; Pediculidae. The record is from RefSeq and is a predicted model, not a curated record. The transcript is spliced from 3 exons. Bases 1 to 1509 code for a protein of 502 amino acids.